This is a messenger RNA of Pelodiscus sinensis (Chinese soft-shelled turtle), 3816 nucleotides long. NCBI's taxonomy places the organism in Eukaryota, Metazoa, Chordata, Testudines, Trionychidae. The record is from RefSeq and is a predicted model, not a curated record.
GGGCUGUUCACUCCUCUCCCAGAGCUAAGACCCCAAAUGCAGUUAAGGGGCAGCAGGUUUAAAGCCACACAAGGAAAUAUUUUUGUGUCUCCGUCAACCUGUGGAACUCCUUGCUUGAGGAUGUUGUAAAGGGGCAGGAAACUGGGCUAGAUGGACUUUUGUUCUGAGCCGGUUUGGCUGCUGUUAGGACACAGCCAUAGGGUCAGGAACUGGGGGUACUGGGACGCUGUUGCACCUUCAGAUCUGAAGUUGUUUCCAUUCUAUACAGGAUUUACAGUUUGGUUCUAUAGCUCUGAAUCCCCACAGUACAAACCAUCCCAGAACCUGUGGGCACUGCCCUUGGGCACUAGCGGGGACAAUGGCCCCCUCUGCCUCCCCCCUCUCUGCACGACUGCUUACUUCUUACAGCAGAAGGAAAUAGACUCUUCUGCCAGGUGUGUGUCACUCUGCCCUUAAAUUGUAGGCAGAUGUCAGUGCAGAGCCUGACUGCAAAUCUCUCUCUGCAGCUGCUGUGUGGCUGUGCAUUUGGUCUGAGGCUGAGAGAAUUCCUAGCUACAAACUUUGAGUUCAGUUUCCUGCUAAACUGGUCUGGCUAUUUCUCCCAGAGUAUAUUUAGCUGUUGAAUAAUCCUGCCACCUCACUACAGACUAAUUGCACCAAAGUUCAUGUUGCUAUGGAGAAACCCAUUGUUUCCUUACACUGCUCUAUUAUACUGCAGAUUUACAGACUUUGCUCUCAGGGUAAAUCUGUGCCGUGGUGUACGUGCAGAAUUCACAUCCCCCGCAGAUUUCUGGGCUUCCCACAGAAAAAUAUCAUGCCUCCCUCUUUGCCAGCAUGAGCACCUGGAUUUAGGUGGGUGGAGACGUAAAUUGCUAGGGGGCUGGACAUGCAGGAGGGAGGGUUGCUGUCCCUCUUGCUUGCUAUUGCAGCCCACCCGUUGUGGAGGGGCAGGCCUUCAAGGUGUGUCUGAGGAGGUAGGCAUGGGGCUCUGUCCCCUCAGCAGAGGAGAACGAAGCAGCCUCCUGUGUAAUGAAUUGUUCCUAUUGUCGUGAAUGAAUUCCCCCAGGAAUAUACGACAGAUGUAACCGUUUCAAGGACAGUAGGUCUUACAAGUGCUUAUGGUGCUUACGUGAUUAAAACUAGUCUACAUUUUUGGACUGAUAGAUCACUAUGUGCUUAGGAACUUGGUAGUUCUGCCCUUCCUGGGGAUGGUCAGUAGCCAGUAGGAAUUGUGAGUUUGAAUUCCCAGCCCUCUGCAGUUGCUUGUGAUGUAACACUGGGCAUGUGGCUGCAUAGACUUGUUCACUAAAAGCUAGAAGUAAAGGGUCGAUACUUUACUAUGUGACCUGGGUUUGGGGAUUUUCCCCAAUGCUUCUCAAUCCCAUUCUCUACCCACUGUAUUGCAGCUUAAAUAAAUUACAAAAAUAAUUGAAACUAGCAUGAUUACAUGCAGAUUGUUGCAGAAUUUUAAAAUAUCUUGCACAGGAUUGUUAAUUUUUUGGUGAAGGAGUUUUUAUUUAUUUUUUUUUUUACACAGAAUUCCCCCAGGAGUAAAACUGAAUUGUAACCUAUUUAAGAGGAGGAGAAUUCUAAUUCAUUACAGAAGGCUGGCAGUCUUAAAUAGGUUCUCUUGCUCCCCAUUUAUUUCUUUUUCAUUAACUUCCCUACCCAGGGUCUGUCAAUAUGGAGCUGCCUUGUCAUUUUAUGUUAAGAAAUACUAGUUGAAGUCCAAUGCAAAUGGUACAAGAUCAGCUGCCUGAGUCUCUCCUGCAAACAGCGGUGCAAAGUCCUGCUUUCUCGCUUCCACGGGGGCUUCUCUGACCCCUGCGAUCUAACCUGGCAACGUAAUGAAGUCAGUCGUUUUAGAAGUGAGGCCCAGGGCUUGACAGGUUUUGAGUGACUAGAGUACGGAUGCCGGCGGCAAGAGCCUCUCCAUAUCUGCAGCAAUGAGGACACGCUCUCGUGCUCUGCCAUCGUGCUGCUACUGACACCUGAGGGAGGCACCUCAGUGGCUUAGAGGGGAGUUCAGUCUCUAUGGGGCCAGGCCUCUGAGCAGAGGGCCAGUCAGUGCUAAUGGCGGGUUUGCGCCAGGGGUACACAUCUGACAGGAGGUGGCCUGAGACCAGCAGUUCAUUUCAAACAAGCUACGGAACUGCCAUCCGAUAGAAACCAUUUUCCUUCACUGCAGGCCAGGAGGAAUUUGAACCCAUGAGCCAUGGCUGCUGUGAGGCAAAGCUCCAGUGCCACUAACAAUCGCUGGGGCCACUCUCUGCCACACCCUAAGUGUCUGUCGGCACUGGGCACCUACGAGAGGGCAGGUCUACCGCGUGGCUGAUCCUUAUCCUUGUAUUUGGCAUCGUAGGUCCUUGCUCCUCAGCCUCUACGAAACAAUGCUCCGGCUCCGGCUCCUGACGUGGGACGUGAAGGACACGCUGCUCCGGCUCCGGCACCCAAUAGGGGAGAAUUACUCUGCUCUGGCCCAGGUUCACGGAGUCCAGGUGCGGCCGGAGGCUCUCACUAAGUCUUUCCAUCAGGCUUACAAAGUCCAGAGCAAGCACUUCCCCAACUAUGGCCUGAGCAAGGGGCUCAGCUCCAAGCAGUGGUGGGCAGACGUGGUCAAACAGACCUUCAGACUCGCUGGCGUCCAUGAGGACAGGCUCCUCACCUCCAUUGCGGAAAGUCUCUAUCGGGAGUACUGCAGUGCCCAGACCUGGGAGCUGCUACCAGGUGCCAGGGAGACUCUGGGGCAGUGCCGCCAGCUGGGCAUCCGCAUGGCCGUAAUCUCCAACUUCGACAUGCGGCUGGAGAAGAUUCUGUCUCACUGCAACCUCAGGCAUCAUUUUGACUUUGUCUUGACCUCGGAGGAGGCUGGCUUCGCCAAGCCAGACCUGCGGAUUUUUCAGAGGGCUCUACACAUUUCUGGGGUCGCCCCCCAGCAGGCGGCUCAUGUGGGGGACAGUUAUGUGAAGGACUAUAGGGCAGCCCGAGAUGCGGGCAUGCACAGCUUCCUGCUCACAGCGGCGGGGUGUGCAAACAGGUGGGAGCGAGAGGUACCAAAGGAGCAUGUGCUGCCUUCGCUUACCCACCUGCUGUCUGUUAUCGGGAAGGGUUAAUGGCGAAUUCCCUCGCCUCCCCACAGGGACGACGUGGAUUCCAGGCAUUACAAAGAGGGAUGGGUUGUGCUGCAGGGGGAGGAGAGGGGAUUUGGUUCUCCACCUGGUGAAUCAGGUUCUAAAGAAUCUGCUAUAGAGAGGGGGCAAAGGAAAGCCCUCUGACCCCAGGGAGAUGUACUUGCUGGCAUCACCCACAACAGAACAUUUGUGAUCCAAUGCAAUAAACCACUACAGCUCCUUGGCACUUCUCUGCCCCUUUCCUCCAGAGCUCUCAGCACCGACCGGAGGGGGCUCAGUGCUGUUGUCAUUUCGGGGGGGGGGGGCUACAGGAAUGACGGCAAAGGUCACCCAGCACGUCGGCACAAGGACCAGAGUGUCAAGCGAGUGUCCUGUCCCUGGCAGCUCUGAGCCCAGCCGUGAACCCUCCGCGAGGAAGGGAAGAGCCUUUCUUCCAUGCUUCAAUGAGCAAAGCCGCCCUCUAAACACCCUAUACGCUGACCCACCACAGCCGCCCUCUAAACACCCUAUACGCUGACCCACCAUGCGGGCUGGUGGUGAGGAUCCCAUGGGAUUCCCCCUGGCCAUGGGGCAAAGACUGGGUCUGGGGGUGCUGACAACUGCUCCAAGUCAGAAACUGGCCAGCAGCCCAGGCUGAGCAGGUACUUGCUGCCAUGCCCCAGCCAAGUGCCAUGAAAGCCGCCUA